This is a messenger RNA of Exaiptasia diaphana, 1631 nucleotides long. RefSeq lists its product as uncharacterized. Lineage: Eukaryota; Metazoa; Cnidaria; Anthozoa; Actiniaria; Aiptasiidae. The transcript is spliced from 2 exons. The record is from RefSeq and is a predicted model, not a curated record. The coding region runs from base 110 to 298 and encodes 62 amino acids.
AAGCGAUGAGGUCAUCAUUCRUCUGUGUGCUUUGAUUGGCUAAUAGACUAGUCACGUGAACAAUUGAGCUAGUUACCUUACGCGCAGAGGGUAUUGGGUAAAAUUCAAGAUGGCAGCCAUCAGGGGAAUGAGCUURAAAAAUGUCGUGAAAAUAAGAGGCACUUUUUGUCCUUACGACCCAAGAAGUAGCACUAUAAGUUCAGUUGAUAAAGAAGUGCAAGUUUUCAACACUGCCAGUUUCAAGUUAAUGGAAUUGAUUGCUCAGUUUAACAUCAAAUGUAGGGAAAAGGAAAAGUAAGAUGAUAUGGAGUAACUGCUGAACGGGAAGGUACCUCAGAGUAUUGUAGCAAAUAGAAAACCAGGAAACAAAUGAACUAAUGCCAUACAUGAGAUUUGAAACCUGGAAUACUAUUACAAUUGUUUUCACUGUAAUGCACUGUUACAUAUCCAGUGCAAACUCGUCUGUUACACUUUGCCAGAGGUCCAUGCUACCUGCUAGCUACAUGUUGUGGUGUGGUUUGAUUUUCAAGUMRAAACAAYUGUGUUAUUCUUAGAGUUCAUACUACAUACAAUGAGGUUGCCUGGUAACAUACCUUCUCAAUAUGGUCAUGCUUCAAGACCUCUGAGUUUUCAUCAAAGAGACUAUAUGUUYGGAUGAUAUCCACUUAAUCAUGCAUGUAACUCCAAAAGUUUCUUCUCAUCGAGGUUUAACACAAUCAGUUCCUUGGAAUCAAACAGAGAAGGAUGCCAUUCCUUGGUUUGUUGAUAAUCUCAGCUGUCAUGYCGGCUUCCUCAGGAUCUAUUUCUGACUUGAUGUUGAAAUUGAAGUCUUUGAUAACUGAUUUAAUUCAAUAUAAAGAUUUACAAAUGGUAGACUUUAAUAGUAAUGAUUUUUAGUCUAGGCAGAAAGGAUGGUAGAUGUAAGAUAUUCUACAAAUUGCAGCCAUUGUCUUCCCCCUUCCCCAUAACAAUAUCUGGGUGUUCCRUAAAGUCCACCUCACCCAAUUKUUUUACAUUUGGAAAGAAAAKUUUAGGAGUUAUGAACCACAAAUUCACAUUAACAUAUUGACAAACAUUUCAUGGAUGUGAUUUUUGCAUAUUACUCRAAAUCGAACAGAUGAAUUUGUUUUUAACUAUUCCAAAACGUUAUGCAAUAGUUUGAAGUUAAUGGUGAUGUCUACUGCUUUUCUGGAUCUCAUCAAUUUUUUGAGAUAUUUGRGAAAAACGAAKUUCGACAAAAUGCAAAUUCCGUUGCCUAGGUAACGUUGAUAGAGCUAAAUAUUAUGCCAAGCAAAACUUUGGCCAAAGGUUUAAUACUGGUCCAAACAUGAAACAAAUUGGUGCAUAGCAAUAUUUUCAAAAAGCGAAUUUAAAAUGAGAGGUGUGGUUGAAAAACAACUGUGGGAAGCCACCUUAAAAAAGUGCUUGCAUUUUAAGAAUGUGCCGGCCGAAGAGGCCUGGGCACGACUAAAAAAAUUGGGUGAGGUGGACUUUAAUGUAAAAGGUACAGUUCAUUGUCUAACAAGAGGCGACACUGAAUCAGGAGGAGGGGGCUGGAGAACAGGRUGCCUUUAAUAUGCUAUUUCAGUGUGCGAUUAUUAAUCCUGAAAUAAAUAUGGAGAAUACUUUAA